GUCGACAGUCGACAGUCGACAGUAGAGUUAACAAGGGAGAGCGACUUUAAGAUACGACGAUGCCAGUCAAAGGACUUGUGGAGCGGUUAGCUGCAGGGGAAAAUGUCAUCAUUGCGGAGGGAUAUUUGUUUGAGUUCGAGCGUAGAGGUUAUCUCAAGGCAGGGGCUUAUGCCCCGGAAGUUGUUAUAGAACAUCCGGACCUGGUGAAAAGUCUUCACGAGGAGUUUGUACAUGCUGGAAGUGACGUUGUUCUAGCUUUUACAUAUUAUGGUCACCGGGAAAAGCUGAGGGUAAUAGGCAGAGAAAAUGAUCUGGAAAAAUUGAACAGAACAGCUUUAAAAAUCGCCCGCCAAGUGGCGAACGACACCGGAACUCUGAUGGCGGGCAACAUUUGUAACAGUACUGUGUUCAAGAGAGACGACAGGAAAUCACAAGAAGCAGCAAAAGCUAUCUUCAAGGAGCAAAUAGAAUGGGCCGUUGAGGAAGGAGCUGAUUUUAUCAUCGGUGAGACAUACAGCGAGCUCGCAGAAGCUUUGUUGGCCUUAGAGACAAUAAAGGAGUAUGGGAAAGGUUUGCCAGCAGUCAUCACGUUCAUCAGCCAUAUGCCUGACCAUACUUUAGACGGGGUACCCUACGGCCAGGCGUGUCGCCGUCUGGAGGAGGCUGGGGCUGCUGUGGUUGGGUUGAACUGCGGCAGAGGGCCAUGUACCAUGUUACCACUGUUGAAGGAAAUCAAAGAGGCCUGUAAGGGCCCCAUAGCCGCUCUGCCCGUUCCUUACCGCACAUACUACGACAGGAAGAACUUUCAGUCUCUCAAGGAUGCCGUGACAGGUGAGCGAUCGUUUCCAGUUGACCUACCGGCGCAUGCGUGUAGUCGUCACGACAUAGCUAUGUUCGCACGAGAAGCCAAACAGAUAGGUGUCCAGUUUAUCGGUCUUUGCUGUGGGAACGCCUCGCACUACUUACGUGUGCUGGCGGAGGAAUAUGGCCGCACUCCCGCCGCUAGUAAAUAUUCCCCGGAUAUGUCGCAGCAUUUUUGUUUUGGUUCCAAGGAUAAGUUUGACCCGUACUAUACCGAAGGGCUGAUGAAAGAUUUGGUUGGAACUACCUGAAUCGUCUCACUGACUACAGUGGGGAAGAUUGGCUUAUACAAGUUGUCGGUAUACCACAUUACGUGUAUAAUGUCAUUCGUAAUGCCAUUUUAGAAUAGAACCGAAUCUACCACUCUCUGUUGUAAAUAGCCAUAUUGUUUUCCCCAAAUAAGAUCACUGACAGAAACUUCCUACCGAAAGGACAUCAUACGUAAAGGAAUAGGAGUUCUACUUUCAGGUUUUCAUUUUGAGUAUUUCUUGUUCCACAUGUUACAAAUACAAAGUCUUUGUGAAAUUAUUCGCCACGAAUCACAUAAUCACACGAAUAAAACACAUAAAAGUUAGGACCAACAGAAAAUCCUGUUGAUAAUCUUAUCCAAAUGGACACUGAUUCAGGGAAUUUAACCAAAAGUAUAUAUCGUCCACUCUAGCUGUCUUGUAUAUGUAUAUUGCCAAAAAUCAUGUUAUGCAUUUAUAAAAACAUAUUCUGUUCUGUUCACUGUAUUAUGUAAAGCGUAAAAUUAUGUUUAACUUAAUAAAGCUU
This is a messenger RNA of Liolophura sinensis, 1635 nucleotides long. RefSeq names its product betaine--homocysteine S-methyltransferase 1-like. The record is from RefSeq and is a predicted model, not a curated record. Lineage: Eukaryota; Metazoa; Mollusca; Polyplacophora; Chitonida; Chitonidae. Bases 60 to 1112 code for a protein of 350 amino acids. The transcript has 7 exons. Gene Ontology annotation, molecular function: methyltransferase activity; zinc ion binding.